UUUCCAACAAAGACAAGUACGAAAUAAGUUGACUUAAUUCGUUCGCUCUGUAGCGUUAAUAAAGCUUGAAGUAAAACAAUAAUAAUCCCAUAAAGUCGCGUGACAAUGACGUCACCCAUAUAGCCCAGCUAGCAUACCACUGUACAACACGCGGAGAGGAGAAAAGUAAAAACUAAAAACACAAUGUCUGUAAAUUACGCUGCUGGACUCUCGCCGUAUGCAAACAAAGGUGUUUGUGGACUUCCUGAGGAAUUUGAUGGUCCGGAGGAACUGAAGGCAAAAGUAGAGACCCUAGCCCAGUUGAUUAAAGAGUCUCAGUACCUGGUUGUCCACUCAGGAGCAGGAAUCAGCACUUCAUCAGGAAUCCCAGACUUUAGGGGUCCAAAGGGUGUGUGGACAUUAGAAGAAAAGGGCGAGACUCCUCACUUUAACACCACUUUCGAAGAUGCCCGGCCUACCCUGACUCACUUGGCUCUUCUAGGCCUACAGAGAGCUGGGUACCUCAAGUAUCUCAUCAGCCAGAACGUAGAUGGUCUGCAUGUUCGAUCAGGCUUUCCCAGGGAUUUGUUAUCCGAGCUCCAUGGAAAUAUGUUUGUGGAGGAGUGUGAAAAAUGUGGCCGGCAGUACGUUAGGGAAAAGGUGAUCGGUGUCAUGGGUCUGAAACCGACGGGACGUUACUGUGACGUUGUGCGCUCCAGAGGACUCCGAGCCUGCAGAGGGAAACUUAUCAGCACCAUAUUGGACUGGGAAGACGCUCUGCCUGAUAAAGACCUCAACAAAGCAGAUGAAGCCAGCAGACGGGCAGACCUGGCCCUGACCCUCGGCACGUCCAUGCAGAUUAAACCGGCUGCAGACCUUCCUCUCCUCACCAAGCGCAAAGGAGGGAAGAUUGUCAUUGUCAACCUUCAGCCCACCAAACACGAGAAACACGCGCACCUCCGUAUUAACGGCUAUGUUGACGAGGUUAUGAAACUGUUGAUGGAGCGGCUGGGAUUAGACAUCCCAAAGUGGGAAGGACCGACCGUCUGUGAAAGCUCCACAGUCUCUCUCAAAACAGAGGCUGAUGUCAAACCUGCGUGUGCAGUGACAGCAAAAGGAAAAGUGAAAAAGGAUGUGGUUAAGGAGGAGAGGAAGAGGGAAGCUUUGGCACCAGAAGACGACGGGGGCAUCAAGGAGGAGAUGGUUUCAGUAAAGAGAGAGAAAACCGACUGUCCAUCAGUUAUAAAUAAAGAGAAAUAGCCCCAGACAUUUUUCUUUUCUCAACAACAACAACAACAACUCAACACAGAUCCAUCCAGAAACAAAGUUUACAAGCCAGGGUGCACAGUUUCAUCAUUUUCAGAAGAUGAAAGUUCUCACCACCAAACACCCUGUGGAACAAAGUGGAGUGGUUUUUGUUCAUCACAAACGUUUUACACUAAAAGAUGUGAAACAUGCCUCACAGCUAAAGUUUCACAAACUACUUGUGUCGUAAGAAUGUUUUAUUAACUUUUAAUUUUAAGUUUACAGACAAGUAUGUACUCUGAACUGCGGAUUUUCUAUAUUUAAAACAAACUGCAUUCACUUUACUGCAGGCACCUAUACAGUGGUCACCGGAAUCCAUAAGAGGUUUGACCUAUUUCCACUUUUUCCUGCCGAAAUGAUUGGCUCUAAAUGGAACCUGCUGUGUUUCCAGGAAAUUGUUCUUAUCUCAGGAAAAAGCAUUGUAGUGUUUCAGAGAAAUAUGUUUUACUUUUUUUUUAUACAGGUUUUAUGUGCAGUGUUGUGUACUAAUGUCAUGCACUCAAUCAGCAGUUGCCUGGUUGCGUUUGUCAGCCAGUGUUUCAUAGGAAAUAGAGACAACUCUCAUUGUUUGCACCGUAAAACCUUCACCCUUAACCCGACCGUCUCUGACUUAAAAAUCUACACAAGGGUAGUUAAAAAAUGUAUUACAGCGAGCUGCAUUGUGAAUCAUGGCUGUAAUGACUCUUGCUUUUUUUGAGAGGUUAUGUCGAUGGGAAGAGGUAAGAAGAGCUUUCUCCUGUUUUUGCCCUCAGUACAAAUAACGGAAGAAAUAUAGAAAUCCUGCACCUUAGGUGUUAAAUUUUGAAGCAAAAUGCGCAUUUGUUAACACUGGCUGUGUUUGUGUGGAAUAUUCCUGCAAAAAAUAUGUCUCACAGCUGUUGAGCUAGCCCCAGAACUGGGCCCCAGUGUAGUUCUACACUGAUGAGCCACCACCAGACAUUUAAAAAGAUGCCUCAAAAACAGUAUGUGAUGAUGUACUUCUAAUUUAAAUUUACCCGCAAUUUGCUUACUACCUGUCAAACCUAGGCCUGUUUAGUUGAACACCAUGCUGAUAUACUUAAGGAAUUAAAGAAAGACACCCCAGGCUCUUCAACAGCUUUGAGUCAUUUUUUUUGUUUUUAUAACCAUCCACUGCCACCUGUUGGAAGACCAUGAAUGUUGCUAGAACAAUACCUAAAGUCACCUGUGCAAAUUGUAUCAUGAACAGGAGAAUCACACAAAGGCAACCACUAACUGUCCAGGCGCCCUGUCACAUCCUUCACUUGGCAAUUAUUGGGAACGUUGGUUUUCAACCUUUACGAGUGUAAGUAAGUAAGAGGGUAAGUUCUAAAACCUAUCAUCAGAGAACUCUGUGAAUGUCUUUAUUGAACCAUGUCACAACCUCCAUCUUCGUCUCAUCUUAAGACUAAAACAAAGGGCCUUUUAUAACUUUCAGUUUUGGUUAAAAUAUAAAGAUCAGGAGGAGCUUUAUAUAAAACCUGUAAGAAAAAUUCAAUAGUUGAGUUCAUUUUUUUUUCAAGGUUAAAAACUGAACAAAGAUCAUGUUUUAGUUUAGAUGAGACUGAAAUGAUAACAUCUGUCUGAGAACAUUUUCACUUCCAGGAUAAUUCCUCUGCCAUCCUCUGAUAUCUUUUAUCUGUUUUUGUGAUUCUGUAAAUUGGGGGAAAUGCUUGUGUCAUUGACCUUUACUAGGACACAGGAAAGUGAUCAUGUCCAUAAAGUUUUUGAGGAAAUUUCUGUAAAUUUGUUUCCAGCUAUAUCAACAAAAAUGUUUUACAAAUCAAAAGAAGGUUUUCAAAAGGAGGUUAGCAGCCUGAACCCCUUGUGCUUCUAAGAAGAUUAUACCUUUUUCAGUCCUUGAUUAAAUCUAUAAAAUGUCUUUCUUAGCUGUGGGCUGCACAGUCACCCUGUGGAACCAUAGAGGAACAGGCUCUUCCUAAAUGCUGGGACAGAAAAUUGAAAAUUGUAUAAAUUGAUUGAAGUGAUGACAGGCGGUAUCACUAUGACACAGAAACCUGUUGUACCUUAGCAGAUUGGUUGGCUUUGUUGCUUCUCCCCGUCUUAGAUUCUGUAGGUAGAAAUAUUACACAAUCAAGAGGUUGAAAGCAGUGCUGCGUUGGCUGCUCCCUGGAAGAACACCAGUCACCGCAGCAUUUUCUCAGUCUGUGAUAGCGAGCCUGGAACUGCACAAACAGAAUUAGGGACUGCAUAAAAGAUGAUAUGGUGUGAUGAAGCCAGAAUCAAACCCCUCAGUUAAAUUCAAAGUGCUACGUCUGGAGGAGCACAGGCUCAGCUCAUUCACUAUGUUUUUUAGAAGAGUGAAAACAAUAAAUGAAGCCAAAUAGGUCAGACUAACCCUGUUGUCAUAGCCCCUAAUCUGAAACAUGUUGAAGGCCAUGUGAAGAGCCGUCAAAUCAGAGCAUGCAAGGAAAUAAUUAAGUGAAUCAGAGAGCACAGGGUUGACUGUUUGAAUCUCAUUAAAAUGACACGAAGAUGAUUCUGUUUAUGGAGGUUAGACGUACAGCGACUGUGGCUCUGAGGAGGAAACUCAAGUAGCAAUUACUGUGGAGGGAUGUGAUGAUGAAGAGGAGCGGAGAGAAAGAAAACUGACAGGAAAACAUGAAUGUGACAAAUGAUAUUUUUUUUUAUGAGUGAAUCUGCUUUAGUUCAGUUAUUUAGUCUAAUUUUUGUCCCAUUGAAGCCUAACUGCUUUAAUGUUUCUGAGAACACAACCGCGUAUUUAAAUUGCUCUUGUGAAUCAAAAAUACUCACAUGCAACACAAUGCCUUACACACGAGACCCACAGGAGAUUAGAACUGUGUUUUGUUCCAUAGAAAAGAAAUCGAAUUAUCUAUAAUUUAACUGGAAAUGGACAGAAAAAUUGGCUUGUUCCCUUAGAGUACACGGGGUGUCAUGAGCUCACUUUUUUUUUUUCAUUUGUGACAUUGGUAUUAUUAAUAGAUAUUUUUGUACUUAUUGAAAACCUUUUACAUAUUUUGGCCUUUAAAAAAAAAAAAGAAACAAAACAAAGAAUGAUCAGUGCUUUUAGGACUUGUGCAUUUGAAUUGUAAUUUCUACAAGUCGUGCUUUAUGACAGCUCUUAUUGUCAGACUUCAGAACCUCAUUUUACUUGGCAUUUAUAUAGCAAUCAUCGAGGCGACUUUGGCCUACAUCUGUUAUCUUCAGCCCAAAUUGUCCAUCUGACCACAUGGUCGACCAGGCUAAAAUUCUGGACCUUUGAAACUGUACAUUUUCAAGAGCUUUCCUUAGGUCCUUCUGAAUAAUACUGCAAUACAACUCAUGUUUUUGAAACUUUAUAAACUCCAUUAUCAUUUUCAGUUAAACUGUGAAAUUGUGCAGCCUUCAGGGAUUUUCACCAGCAGUAAAAUUAUUAAAAUAAAAUAAAAACAGAGCAAUGGGUGUUACUGCAUCUCAAGAGAGGAGGAAAAUAAUUUACUUUUUUAGAAAUAAUAACCCAGCUGUGUAGAACGUGUAUAAAGGUUUUGAUUGCCCUAGAGUUUUUUGAACAUGCAGUGAGCCUCUGUCAUCGUGCAGUGAAUUUAUUCUAUUACAGAAAUGUGCAACGGAGAACCGGCUCCAGGUCUUAAAGGCUUCCUGACCUGCUGGUGUAUAGAACUACGGUUCUGACUGAGGAAGUAAUUACCAGCAGAGUGGCAUUCUGCAGAGAUAACAUAUAGAGGUUUCUGUGCAUCUGUCAUGACGGCAGGAAAGAUUAACGUCAGACGUCACCAAACGUAUUUGUUCUCCCAUUUUUAUUUAAUGUCACAGAACACGUGUGACUUCACAAAAACAAUCCACAGCAGAACAGCAAGGCAGACAGAGAAGACUGGAUGGUGCUUCCUCCACCCGUCGGCCUCUGACCGCCGAAGUGAGGACGUUCCGUAAAGAGUGAGAGACUCUGAGCAGGAGGUCCUUUAGUCCAGCUCUGUACUCCUUUCGGAUCAGGCAGUAGAGCACAGGAUUGAGGCAGCUGUUUGCAUGGGCCAGACACACGGUCAGGGGGAAGGCGUAAGCCUGGGCGUUGUAGAAGGCUUUGCUGAAGGGCACCAUGUCAAACUUUAUCAACACCCCCCACAGGGUGAGGGCCUGGUUGGGCAGCCAGCACAUGAAAAAGGAUAGAACCACGAUAGUGACGGAGCGGGUGACUUUGGACCUGCGGCGGUGACGUCCCCUCUCGCACUCUGACCUCUCUGUGACCGGCCCGCUCUCCAUACUACCGACAACACGCCGGCUCAGGAUGAACCUCAGGAGGAGCAGGUAGCACACGCUGAUGAUAAUCAAGGGAAUUACAAAUCCUAUGAGGACUUUUUGUGUUUGAUAGAGUCCAAGCAGGACUUGUGGAUCCCAGUGGCCUGAGUCGGAGUCAGAAAACCUCACCAAACAAAGCUCGUCGUCCGCAGACACCUACCAACAAAACAGGAACACAGACAGCUGCUCACCAACAACCAUAGACAAUUUCUGUCCUUAGGUUAAGUAAAAUGGGCAUUAGAAUAUCAUAGAAACCUGGACUGUGGUGGAGUAGAAAGCGUGAGGCAGAGUAGCCACCAGCGACACAACCCAAAUGGCUAAACUGACCCACUUGGCUCGAGCAGCGGUGAUUCUGGGGCUUUCCAUCCUGAGAGAAGUGACCAGGGAGCGGUAGCGGGUCACACUCAUGGCGGUCAGGAAGAAGACGCUGGCAUACAUGUUGAGAGUGGUGACCGAGCUCACAAUCUUACAUGUGACACGGCCGAAAGGCCAGCGAAAAUCGAGCAGCGUGUCCACGGCCCAGAAUGGUAAGGUCAGGACAAACUGGAGGUCUGUGAACGCCAGGCUCAUCACAAAGCAGUCGAUGGAAGAGUGGUGGUGACGCCGGCGGCGGGAGUGGAGCAGGAACAAUGCCAGGAGAUUACCCACAAGGCCCAGCACACAUACCACAAGGUCCAGUGAGGACUCCUUGGACAGGAUGUAGAGCCAGCAGUUCAGGGAGAGGUUAAAAGUUGCCAGGUUGGACGUUCCACCCGUGGCGCUGACCAGUGUGGAGAUUUCACGCUCGUCCUCUUCUCCGCACACACUCAGAGAAGUCGGAGGUCCGGAUGAUGCGCUGCCGUUGCUCUGCAUUGUGGUGUAGAGGAGGGAAAGGAGUCAGGACAGGUCUCACGGGUCGAGGGCGCACAAAUCCACAUCGUCCUGGUCCUGCAUCAAGUGGUGGAAGAAAGCGUCAGCGAUGGAUCACUCCUGCGUCCGUUUCUCCCACAGUGUACCCGAGAUGAAAACUAAAGCCAGUUUAGUGG
Molecule: messenger RNA, 6578 nt
Organism: Cynoglossus semilaevis (tongue sole)
Lineage: Eukaryota; Metazoa; Chordata; Actinopteri; Pleuronectiformes; Cynoglossidae
Gene: sirt6
Product: sirtuin 6
Exons: 13
Coding region: 184-1239 (351 amino acids)
Biological process (GO): negative regulation of transcription by RNA polymerase II
Cellular component (GO): nucleus
Molecular function (GO): NAD+ binding; transcription corepressor activity; histone H3K9 deacetylase activity, NAD-dependent
Source: RefSeq, a predicted model, not a curated record